Molecule: messenger RNA, 690 nt
Organism: Panicum hallii
Lineage: Eukaryota; Viridiplantae; Streptophyta; Magnoliopsida; Poales; Poaceae
Product: early nodulin-like protein 1
Exons: 2
Coding region: 1-690 (229 amino acids)
Cellular component (GO): plasma membrane
Molecular function (GO): electron transfer activity
Source: RefSeq, a predicted model, not a curated record
AUGGGUGCUUCCACGGCGUGGUUGGCGGCGGCGGCCUUGCUCGUGGCCGUCGUGGGCUUGGCGGCGGCGGUUUUCUCGUCGGAGGCGUACGUCUUCUACCCCGGCGGCCGCGACGGCUGGGUCCUCGACCCCACCGAGAGCUACAACCACUGGGCCGGGCGCAACCGGUUCCAGGUGAACGACACCAUCGUGUUCGCACACGAGGAGGGCGUCAGCUCGGUGCUGCUGGUGACCGAGCAGGACUUCGACACGUGCAGCACGCGCAGCCCGGUCCGGCGGCUGGACGCCGUCGGCGGCGGCGGCGGCAGGUCGGUGUUCAGGUUCGACCGGUCGGGCCCGUUCUUCUUCAUCAGCAGCGACGAGGACCGGUGCCGGAAGGCCCAGAAGCUGUACAUCAUCGUGAUGGCGGUUCGCCCGCCCGUGGCCGUGGCCCCGGCGCCCGGCUCUUCGCGGUGGACGGCGUCCCCGCCGGCGGGCGCUGCGGCGCCCCCGCCGCUGUGGGCCUCGGCGCCCGAGUACGCGCGCGGUCCGGGGAUGAGCGCGCUGGGCGCCUCUGACCACGAGGGGACGUCGCUCAGUAGCACGCUGGGGGCGCCGCCGCCGACGGCCGGCGCGCCACGCUCGGCCAACGACGCGAUCAUCGGCUCUGCGGUUGGGGUUGUAGGGGCGUUGGUGCUCUGCAUGCUGUAG